UCUGUGGCGCCAAAAGUGCUUGGCUUGGCACGUCGCGGCUUUUGGGGGUCUUGGACGAUUUGGCCAGUUUGGCGAUAAACGAAUUUAGUAAAAAAAAGGAAGAAUAAUGGGAAGAAAAGUGACUGUUGCUGUUUCCACACUGAAUCAAUGGGCUUUGGACUUUCAGGGGAAUCUCUCAAGGAUUCUCCAAUCGAUUGUCGAGGCCAAGGAAAUGGGGGCGACAUAUCGAACAGGGCCAGAACUUGAGAUUUGUGGAUACAGUUGCGAGGAUCAUUUCCUUGAACCAGAUACUUUUCUUCAUUCUUGGGAAGUUUUGCUGGAAUUGAUAACAUCUACCUUCUGCCAGAAUAUUUUGGUAGAUGUUGGAAUGCCUAUUCAACAUAGAAAUGUUUCGUACAAUUGCCGUGUUGUGUUCUUCAAUCGAAAAAUCCUACUUAUUAGGCCUAAAAUGCAAAAUUGCGAUGAUGGAUGCUAUCGUGAAACACGUUGGUUUUCCAUGUGGAAAAAAGCCUACACCACGGAAGAUUUCUAUUUGCCAAGGAUGAUUUCGGCGGUUACGGGACAACAAACAGUCCCUAUUGGUGAUGCUGUUAUUGCCACAAAGGACACAUGUAUUGGCUAUGAAAUAUGCGAGGAAUUGUGGAAUCCCAAGAGUACUCACAUUGACAUGUCCCUCUCGGGUGUGGAAAUCAUUGUGAACAGUUCAGGGAGUUACAUGCAGCUUCGUAAGGCCUAUGUGACAACGGACCUAAUAAGGAAUGCAACGUAUAAAGCAGGAGGGGCUUAUUUGUUCAGCAAUUUGAGAGGGUGCGAUGGUCAACGUGUUUACUUCAAUGGAUGCUCUGCUGUGGCGCUCAAUGGGGAAAUUAUUGCGAGAGGAAAGCAAUUUUCCCUUCAAGAAGUUGAAAUAACUCUCGCUACAAUUGAUUUGGAGGACAUCCGUUCAUACAGAAUGGCUCUUCGAUCUCGAAGUGUCCUGGCAGCUUCAGCGCCUACUUAUUUACGCAUCAAUGUGGACUUUGAGAUGUCCAGUCACAACUGCAUGAGCAUCCCUACAAGUGUUCCUCUGCAGUGGAAAUACCACUCUCCAGAAGAAGAGAUUGCUCUGGGGCCAGCUUGUUGGCUCUGGGACUAUCUUCGGAGAUCUGGUCAGGGUGGAUUCUUCCUGCCAUUGAGUGGUGGUGUUGAUUCAAGUAGCACUGCAGCGAUUGUUCACUCAAUGUGUCGCUUGGUUGUGAAUUCCAUUGAACAUGGAGAUAUUCAGGUUGUGCACGAUGUGAGGAAGAUUUUGGGAGAUCCUGAAUACACACCUGACAAUCCCCAUGCCCUUUGCAAUCGUCUCUUGGUCACUUGCUACAUGGGCAGUGAGAAUUCAAGUGCUGAGACAAAGCAGAGAGCUUCUGUUCUGGCAGAUCAAUUGGGCUCCUAUCAUCUCGAUAUUAACAUUGAUGGGGCUGUUAGUGCAUUGAUUGGGGUGUUUACCUUCGUGACUGGUAUGACUCCCAAAUUUCGGACUGAAGGUGGAUGUCCGAGGCAGAAUUUGGCUCUGCAGAACAUUCAAGCGCGUAUCCGAAUGGUGUUGGCUUAUCUCUUUGCUCAGUUGAUGCUCUGGGUGAGGAAUAGGCCAGGAGGACUUCUAGUACUGGGAUCAGCCAAUGUUGAUGAGGCUCUGAGGGGGUAUAUGACCAAGUAUGAUUGCUCCAGUGCUGAUAUUAAUCCCAUUGGUGGAAUCUCCAAAGCGGAUCUCAGGAAAUUUCUGCUCUACGUCCGACAUCAAUUCAAUCUGCCGAUUAUUGACGAGAUAGUAACAGCUCCUCCAACAGCAGAGCUAGAGCCUCUUGUCAGUGGUCAAUUGGCUCAAACGGAUGAGCAGGAUAUGGGAAUGACGUAUGCAGAACUCAGUGAAUAUGGAAGAUUGAGGAAGCAAGCUUACUGUGGCCCUUUUAGCAUGUUCUGCAAACUGGUGGCCACUUGGGGCAAUGCUUGCACUCCCGGCGAAGUUGCGGAAAAAGUAAAACACUUUUUCCGCUGCUAUGCCAUCAAUCGUCACAAAAUGACCGUUCUAACGCCUUCUUAUCAUGCUGAAUCCUACAGUCCUGAUGAUAAUCGCUUCGACCAUCGGCCUUUUCUUUAUCGCGCUAACUGGAGUUGGCAGUUCAAGGCAAUUGACGAAGAGCUGGAAAGAAUCCUGGCUCACAAUGUACAAAAUCCAAAUAUUCCAUCGUCAAAUCCUGAACAGAGUCGUGAUAGUAAUCAGAGCACCAAACAAAAUAUUAGUCGCAAAUCUUCCCAUCGUGAUUCCAAACAUGAUUCUUCAACUUCUCUCGACAAUAAACACCGAUCCAGUCACACGAAACUCAAUGUGAAUGUGAUGGGCAAAAUUAGGGACCGAAGCGGAAUUCCAGUAAAUUUUAAAAUUCCUCAAGAGCACUCAACACCCUUUACAUAUUUAAUGAAUAUUUCUACAAUAUAGGGAUAUGUUACAGAAAAGUACACAGAAUAUAUAACAUAGGAAAAAUUAAUAUACUGUAGCGUUGAUAUUAAAAUAUAGAGAGGAGGCGAGAUGAGUUAUUUCGCAGUGAUCGAAGUAUCAUCAAAUUUCAUGCCUAGUCAAUUUAAAUUUGCAGAAGACAUUAUUUUGACGAAUUCUUAUAGCAAUUUAUCGCGCAAUGAUGCUUAAUUUUAAUAUUUAUAGCACAAAAUAGUGAGUAAAAAGACAAAUGUUGAGUGAAUCACAUUAAAAUCGAGUUAUGCAAAGUAAUAGAGUUAAAUUUUAAUGACUCUGGCAAGGAAUGCUGGAUUUUAACGUCCCACAUGGAAUAAACAUAGUUACAAUAGUUCCUGAUAUAAUCGAUUAAGUAGUAAUUAUUUAAUCAUAAAGGUACUUUACGAUGGAUUGGUUGUACGGCACAUUUCUUUAAAUGGAUCUUUAUUAUUGUGUGAUUGCAAAUAUACUUUACGUUUAAUGAUUCUA
This is a messenger RNA of Phlebotomus papatasi, 2974 nucleotides long. It is a transcript of the gene Nadsyn, whose product is annotated as glutamine-dependent NAD(+) synthetase. The record is from RefSeq and is a predicted model, not a curated record. Lineage: Eukaryota; Metazoa; Arthropoda; Insecta; Diptera; Psychodidae. Gene Ontology annotation, molecular function: NAD+ synthase (glutamine-hydrolyzing) activity; ATP binding; glutaminase activity. The coding region runs from base 107 to 2473 and encodes 788 amino acids. The transcript is spliced from 8 exons. Gene Ontology annotation, cellular component: cytoplasm. Gene Ontology annotation, biological process: NAD+ biosynthetic process.